Messenger RNA from Plectropomus leopardus (leopard coralgrouper), 1350 nucleotides. It is a transcript of the gene mims2, whose product is annotated as mitochondrial inner membrane scaffold 2. The record is from RefSeq and is a predicted model, not a curated record. Gene Ontology annotation, cellular component: mitochondrion. Lineage: Eukaryota; Metazoa; Chordata; Actinopteri; Perciformes; Serranidae.
UGUCGGUGAUAAUCGGUCAACAAGAGGACCUGAGGGAGGCAGCAGGGCGCAGGGCAGCAUGUUUACAGCUACUUACAGCGCUAAUUAGUUGUUCGGAACGAUUAACUCGCUUUAUUUGAUUUGUUCGGUGACACUGAGCUCGUUUCGGGGCGGUCGUCGACAAUGUUUUUGUGCCGCACGGGGAGGCUGUCUGCAGCGGCUCUGGAUCAGGCUUUCAAGUGCUCGUUCCUCGUGCAAGUCAAAGCAAACAGACUGAGGGACGUCACUUUGACAUUACGCAAGGGUAACACGUUUCAGCAAUACCGGUGUUUUUGUGUAAACGUCGGGGGUUUCGAUGCAACUCCUGCGCAGCUAGGGAAACAACAACCGGACCCACAACCCGUCCAGAGGCUGGACUCGUCGCGUGCUUUUGAGUGGGGACACUUAGACCGGGUGGCUACGAUAGCUGUGAAUCUCUCCAAGCGCGUGCAAAGUGAAGGCGGUAAUGUAGAUAUUAUCACGCAGCCGCUAGUGCAUGCAAACAGGCGCCACGGCAGCAGAGGAGAGCUGGUUAGUAAUGGUUUGUUUACAGGUGACUGGGGGGUUUCCAGCCGACUCUGCUCGACAGGGACAAUGCAGACCAGAGCCUUAUCCACGAAGAAGAGCGACGCCGGCGAGGAGCAGACAGCUAACAACAAAAGGGAUGAGCAACAUUCAAAAGAGGCCUCCGCUGCCUCCUCAUCUACAGCGAAGGCCCCGGGGGAGCCGGAGCCAGAGGAAGGAAAACCAAACAAGACGCAGCAGCUGAAGAAAGUCUUUAAAGAGUAUGGAGCGGUGGGAGUUUGCUUUCACAUCGGGAUCUCCCUCAUGUCCCUGGGAAUGUUCUACCUCCUUAUAUCCAGUGGGAUCGAUAUGGCAGCUGUGCUGUGCAAAGUGGGCUUCAGCGAAGCAGUUGUUCGGUCAAAAAUGGCAGCAGGGACAAGCACGUUCGUCUUGGCCUACGCCAUCCACAAGCUCUUUGCUCCAGUGCGCAUAAGCAUCACUCUGGUGUCCGUGCCUCUCAUCGUGCGCUACUUCAGAAAGACUGGUCUUUUUAAACCGCCUACACCUGCACCCUGAUGACCCUCCUCUGCUCCUCUGCCACCUCAUCAAGCAACAAACACCCUGACUGUUAAUAGCCAUAAUUAAAAAUGCCUGUACAUGUCCUUACUCAUUUGCCUUCGUCUAGAAAUGCCUCAUUGUUUCUGAGUUGUCAUUGUGAAUUCAGGUGAAACAUUGCGUUCAUUAGUUCCAGCUGCAGUAGAGUCAAAGUAUUCAGUUGUGUUACUGUACGAUUAAAACGUCUGAAGAGUAAUGGCUCUCUGAAAAACA